This is a messenger RNA of Rubroshorea leprosula, 1496 nucleotides long. The record is from the annotation of a GenBank genome assembly. Lineage: Eukaryota; Viridiplantae; Streptophyta; Magnoliopsida; Malvales; Dipterocarpaceae.
AGUUCCAUCCAUUUACCCUUCACAAUGGACCUUCACCUUUCUUAUCGCAUAACAGACCAAGACAUAGUGAAAGAAGAGCCAGUGAAACUGUUUUCUCCCCAGAAUCCCACCCCAGAGGAAACAAUUUUCCUGUCCAAUAUAGACCAAGCAGUGACUUUCCCAGUUGAAACACUCUACUUCUUUGAAGUCCCCCCAAGUAAGAGCUCCUCAACAUUGGGAAUCUCUGAAAAAGUGAAGCAGGCAGUGGCUGAUGUGCUUCUUGUGCCUUACUAUUUCAUGGCUGGCAGGCUCAACUUAGACCCACAAACUAAAAGAUUGCAGCUGCUCUGCAACAAUGCUGGGGUUCUGUUUGUGUCUGCAAAAUCAAGGCUCAUGUUGAGGGAUCUGGGUGACCUUACUCUCCCAAAUUCUUCAUUUCGUCUUCUCGUCCAUGGCCCUGGCCUGUACAAAAGUCUAGACAUCACAGCACUUUUCACUACACAGGUAACAAGGUUUGCUUGUGGAGGUUUUUCAAUUGGGUUUGUGACAAAUCAUGGUAUUCUUGAUGGGAAAUCAGCUGGUGAGAUGUUUGAGAACCUUGCUUCUGUUUGCAGAGGUGAAGGGCUAAGAACACAAGUCAUCUACAAUGACCGAACAAGUUUAAAAGCAAGAAAUCCACCAGUAAUCAGAUAUCCACAUAAGGAAUAUUUAAAAUUAAAAGAUGUUUCAUCCCUUGCCUCAUGUUUCACUGCACCAGGACAAUCCUCUCCAUCUCCAUUGAUUUUCUCCAAUAAGUAUGUCCACAAACUGUUCUAUUUUACUCCUGAAAUGAUCACCGCACUCAAAAAGAAAGCAAUUACUAGGUGCUCAAGCUUUGAGGCCAUGACAGCUCAUGUUUGGAGAGCAAGAGCAAGUGCAAUAUUCUCAAACCAAGACGACUUUUCUACAGUUCUUUUUGCAGUGGACAUAAGGUCUAAGAUUUCACCACCUUUGCCAAAUGGGUUUGCAGGAAAUGCUGUUGUCACAGCAUUUGCUAGCGCAAAAGUGGUUGAUAUGGUUGAGAAGCCAUUUUCCUUCUGUGUUGAGAAGAUUAAGGAAGCUAGAGAAAGACUGACAGAUGAUUAUGUAAAGUCAGUGAUAGACUGGUUGGAGGUGUACAGAGGGGUUCCAGCCACUUGUAAUGGGACUUUCUAUGUGUCUGCCUGGUGGAAACUGCCAUUCAAUGAACUAGAUUUUGGAUUUGGGAAGCCUGUUCAUGGAGGGCCAGUUGUGAGUGGGAAUGAUGAAUUUGUGCUCUUUCUUUCUGACAGAAAGAGUGGAAAUCAAAAUGGUGGUGGGAUUAAUGUGUGGUUAGGUCUUGAAAAAGAGAAUAUGGAGAGGCUAAUGGUUUACAUUACUGAAAUAUGACAUCUAAGUUCUCCAGGAAUUCAGACUGAGAACUGUCUAUUGUCAUUGUAACAACCUGACUCAAUCAAAAGCAAAUAUUCAUGGAUCUUCAAUAAAAAAUCAAACCUUUC